This is a messenger RNA of Penicillium soppii, 2043 nucleotides long. RefSeq names its product SH3 domain protein. Gene Ontology annotation, molecular function: protein binding. Lineage: Eukaryota; Fungi; Ascomycota; Eurotiomycetes; Eurotiales; Aspergillaceae. Bases 1 to 2043 code for a protein of 680 amino acids. The transcript is spliced from 3 exons. The record is from RefSeq and is a predicted model, not a curated record.
AUGCACGGGCAUGCGCAUCACAACCAUGAGCGCAACGUGGAGGAACUUGAGCCUCGGGGAGACGUUGACGAGCGUGGAAAUGUCGUGAUUGUGUACAAGACCAUGGAACCAGAUUUUGUAGGCGAGAUUGGCGGCUACCUCACUGGUGACCAACAAACUACUGAGGCAAACACUGCGACACAGAAGGCCGUCGGGGUCGGUGCUGCUGUGGGGGUGCACGCUACGACCACCAAAGAGCAGACAGCGGAGGCCAAGGCAACUGAUGAUCCAACGACCACCAAGGCCAAGGAGGAAGCGACUACCACCCAGCACACCGAGGCCAAAACCACCCAAGAGACAGAGGCGGAGACCACCGAAACGACCAAGGCUGAAACGACCGAGAAGACUGAAAAAAGUGACACCGAAGCAUCUACCACUACUACGAGUCAAAAUCCGCAGAAAGUUGUGACUGUAAGCUCUUUUGUGACUUCUGCAUCACAAACCUCAGAGUCUAGCCAAUAUGUCGACAAUAUUCUUGCAGCCACGUCCAGUGCUUCAGCUACAGACUCGGCCGCUUCAGCCUCAAACACUGCCCUUGGAAGCACCACAUCUGAAGGUAUGACCGGAGGCGCGAAGGCUGGUGUAGCCAUCGGUGUGAUCUUCGGUGUCGGCGUCAUCGCUGCAUUGAUCUUCUUCCUCAUCCGCAAGAAGAAGAACAAGGCCCAGGAGGGAUACCAGCAGGAGAAUGAAAAGGCAUUUGGCGGCGAGGGCCUACCCGAAGGCUACGCUUCCAACUUGCCGCCACCUCCCCCCGCCAAACCAGACACCCCUUCUACCCCCCCAGUGCUCAAUGUUCGUCCCGUUACUCAAUUUGCACCUGAUCUGAGUGGCGGCAGCGGCUUCAAACCGGCCGCAGCUGGUGCUGUUGGUGCCGCUGGUUUUGCAGCUGGCUCUGCCGCCGUUGCUUCCCGCAAUCUCACUGGUGACACGCCGCCUGCGACUCCGCCUAAACCUGUUGUCGAUAGCCCCAACCCGUUCAGCGACCCAGUGAAUCCAUUUGGUUCAGCUACCACUCCCGUCACAGAACACGCACCCUCAAUCGCCGAGUCUAGCACUGGUCCACCCGGACCGACUGUUGCAGCUGCCGCAGUUGGUACAGCCGCCGCAGGAGCUGCUGUGGGAGCUGCCGCUUCAUCUCGCCAGUCCAGUGAUCGUGAUAGCUACGAGUCUGCACGCUCGCGUGGUCACUCCCCGACUGAAUCUAAUCAUUCCUCGACAAUGCCUGCCUAUGCUGAAGGUAUCACUGCCGCGGGUGCUGGUGCUGCAGCUGGCCCAAUGAUUGCGGGUGCCGGUGGGCCUCCACCACCCAACAAUGUUCACCGCGUACAAUUGGAUUUCAACCCCUCCAUGGAGGACGAGUUAGGUCUCCGCUCCGGCUCCCUUGUGCGGUUGGUUCACGAAUACGACGAUGGAUGGGCUCUCUGCAUCCGCCUCAAUGGCUCACAGCAAGGAGCUCGCGGUCCACCUAUCAUGGGCCCUGAUGGACGCCCAAUGAUGCCGGGUGGCCCACCGCCCCCUGGACGCUUCUAUCCUCAAGACGUCCGCCCGAGAUCUCCCAAUGGCCCUGGCUUCGGCGGUCCACCACCUCGCCCCUAUCCCAGCGGCUCGAUGGGCCCCGUCCAGUUCCCGCAGGUUCCUCGCUCAAUGUCACCAGGACCGGGCGGAAUGCCUGACCCUCGCUCAAUGUCCCCAGGCCCCGGAGGCAUGCCUCGCUCCAUGUCUCCUGGCCCUGGUCCCCGACCGGGCCCACGCUCCAUGAGUCCUGGUCCAUAUGGACACCCAGGCAUGCAGCGACCCAUGAUGCCCGUUAACCAGCGUCAACGCAGCAACAGCGCUGGCAACAUCGCACCUCCUAUGGCUGCACCCGCCGCUCCACCUGUCUCCAGCCCACUAGCCGCUCCUGCCCCCGCUCCCACAAGUGGACUUCCACCACUCCCGCCUUCUGCGCCAACGUCUCCGUCUGGCUCGAUCUCGCGAAAGCCCCUCCCCGCAAAGGACGCUUGA